AUGGCCGGCGGAUCCGUGGGUAGAAGCGGGGGAACAACCCUAGCGGGAAAGCAGGUGGUGAUUCGAAUUCGACCAAGAGGCGGCUCCAUAGACGCGUCGCACGGAGUGGGUUCCACCAGCAGCAGCAGCGGCGCUGGCGGCGGCGACGGCGGCGGCGGCAGCGCGGCGGACGUAGGCAGUGGCGCGGCGGCAGCGGGUUUCACGGCGACGGUGACGGCUGUGCUUCCGGCGGGCGCGGGGUCCCCCCGUUCCCCGUCCAGCGCGCGCAAACGGGAGGCGGGGGGGGCGGGCGCGCCUGGCGCGGGCGGAGGGAGGCUAGAGGGGGUAGCGAGGGAGACGUUUUUUCUUGAGUAUCUGCGCAAGGCGGGCGAGGGGAGGGCAGCUGCGCAGUAUGACGUGGCAGUGUGCUACGGAGGGGGCUUUGGCGUGAAGCAGGAUAAGUCCCUCGCCGCGUACUGGUUCCGAAAGGCGGCAGAGCAGGGAUUGGCGCGCGCACAGUACGCUCUAGCAGAGUGCUACGAGGCAGGCGCGGGCGUUGAGAGAGACGAAGAGGAGUCCUUCCGGUGGUUCUUCCGGGCGGCGAGCUUCGGCAGCGGCAAGUACUUAGUCAAGCUGGGGCUGUGCUUUGAGCGGGGAUUCGGCGUGACAGAGUGUCCUGUAGCGGCGCUGUACUGGUACCACAAGGCGGCGGAGCAGGGGCCGAAAUUCGCAGCGCAGGUGGAGAAGCGCAUGGAGGUGCUGCAGCGGCAGCGGGAGGAGGAGAUCAUGAGCGCGCGGGGGGAGGGCGUGCCGGUGGAGUGCAUCUGCCCGCUGACAGGCAGGAUGAUGGAGGACCCGGUGGAGCUGCCUGAGACGGCCGUGUGCUGUGAGCGCGCCCAGGUCAAGACGCUUCCUCCUCUCAUGUUUAAACCCUUCACCCUUGUCUUUGCACUCUUCCCACCUUCCCUCCACCCACCCACCCACUUACUCUCCCUGCGCCAGCCUCUCAAGGUGAAGGACAUGAAGACAAAUCUUGCCAUCCGGCGCCGGGUCACUGAGUGGAAGCGCAAGCGGCAGGCGGAGCAGGAGGCGCUACAGGGGCCAGUGGGGCCUCGGGCGUCCACCUGCCAGGCAGUCGAGGGCGAUGAGUGGGGGGACGGAAGGGGAAGACGAGGGGGAGCACGGCCGGGCUUAUGGGCCGCACGAGGAGGAGGAGGACGAGGAGGACGAGGAAGGGGAGGAGGGUGUGGGUGGGACGGCGGUGGACAAGACAGGAGCCGGGAGACAAGCUUCAAGUCAAGAGAGGGGGACAGCGAGGAGGGCGAGGAUGGAGAGGAGGGAGAGGUGGCCGUGGGGCGGGCGUUGGCUCGUGAUUCGUCCCGCGACCUGUCUCACAGCUACAGCCGAGGCUCCUCCUCCCGGGCGUACAGUGAGAGCGUGCCAUCUGAGCCGUCCAUGCGCCGAGAUGCGUCCCUGGACGAGCCUAGGAGAGUCAAGGUGUCCAUGCCCCGGGGUGGGUCAGUUGGUGGGUCUGUGAGAGGGGAGGGUGUUAGUGCUCUUAUUACUGGUGCUCUUAUCACUGGUGCUCUUAUCACUGGUGCUCUUAUCACUGCAUCUCAAUGUCCACACUUCUCUGCCUGUCCCUCUAUCUCUCCUCCCCCGAUCCCACCCUCUGGAGGCGAGUCCCACCAGCACCGAUCACAGCACAGUCACACCAGCAUUCUUCAUGGCACGACCGCCUGCCUGCUGCUGCAUCGCUUCCGUCCACCCUAUGCACGUGAUCCGCGCGCUGCCGUGCGCUGUGUUCAGAUUCUCACCGGCACAUCCCUCUGCGUGCCCUGCCCCUCCACCUCUCUCCCUUCUCCCCCCUCCUCUCCCACACCCCACCCGUGCAGGCGGAGCCAACCAGUGAUUGAUUGUGGGCCGCGGUGGGCGCUGGCACGCUACCGCGAGGUGCUGGAGAAGCUGCUGCCCGUCGCGGAGCAAGUGAUCGACUGCGGAGCCAGUGAUCGACUGUGGGCCGCGGUGGGCGCUGGCACGGUACCUGGAGGUGCUGGAGAAGCUGCUGCUCGUGCAGCGGGAAGCUGGACAGAACCUUCUGGGUCGUGUGCAGGGGGGCCGGGCGGCUCGGGCAGGGGAGCGGGGGAGGGCGAGGGGGAGGUGUGGGAGGCGGUGGAGGCACUGGAGGGGCUGUGUGCACGGGGGGUGCAGCAGCUGCUGGAUGACUUCAGGGCCGCGCUGCUGGCCUGCAGUCUGGCCCGCUCCCUACCGCCACUGCUAAGCCAAGGGGCACGCGCACAAGGGGGGGGGGGGUCUGCAAGGGAAGGCGGGGAGGAUGGGGGAAGGCACUCCGCCCCUUCCCCUCGCCUGCCCAUGCUGACAGGCAUGGCGCUUCUGGUGCCGCGGGUCAGUGGUGUUGCUGGUGGUGGUGCUGCGGUGUUACUGCUUGUAACAUUCACCUCGCCCUCUCCCUCCCUCCUCUCCCUCCCCCUCUCCCUCCCCCUCUCCCUCCCCCCUCUCCCUAGUCCCCGGCUCUUUCUCUCGCCUUUCUCCUCCCUCCACCAUUUCUCGCUUCCUACCCAAGCAUCUGAGGUUCCUCCCCUCUCCCAUUCCCCUGUUCACCUCCCUCCCUUCUUCCCCACGGUAUCAG
Molecule: messenger RNA, 2629 nt
Organism: Closterium sp. NIES-65
Lineage: Eukaryota; Viridiplantae; Streptophyta; Zygnematophyceae; Desmidiales; Closteriaceae
Source: the annotation of a GenBank genome assembly